AUGGCCUUCCUCAUCCGCCUCAUCUCUGAGCGAUCCUUCUCCGGCCUCCCCCCCACUGCUGCCCUCCGGAGGGAGAUAGUGCAGCGCCUAGCCAUCGGCAACGCCACCCGCAGCAGCGUCGUCAAGUCCCUCCCCCCCCGCUUCGCUGAAAACCCCGCCAUUCCUGCUGUUCUCGCCUCCGUUGCGGAUUAUUCCCGCCCCUCGGGUAUGGAACAGGGGCGGUACUUACUUAAAAGAGACUGUUACCGGGAGCUGGAUCUGUACUGCUUAAGAUGGGCGCCUAGGGAGUUGCAGCGGGCGGAAGAGAGGUAUGCGGAUGCGGUUAAGAGAUCGGCGGUUGUGGAGCAGACGCCUAGGUGGCGCGAUCCUGUCCGUCCGUUGAUGGGGCUGCGGGAGAUCGCCACGUCAGCGGGCGUGCAUGAUGUGGUGCUGUCGGUGGUGCUGCACGCGUGGUGGGAUGAGGAGGGGCGGGAGAUGAGCUACAGAGAAACAGGAGGCAGCAACGGUGUCGGCAGUGGGAGUGGGAGUGGAAGUGGGGGGAAUGGGUUAACCCGAGCGUCUGAUACUCCGUUCGAAGCACGGCUCCCUGACAACAGCGGCAGCGGCGGCGGCAGUAGCGGCAGCAGCACUGCCGCGAGUCUGUUCGGCCUGCUGCCAGGAGCAACGCUCUCCUCUCACUGGCUUCGCGCGUCCCACGCUGCCCCGGUCUCCCUGCUUGCUCUCCUCGUGCGCCUCCUGCUGUGCUGGCAGCGGCAGGCAGGGAUGAAGCACAGCACCGCUGCUGCUGGUGGCAGUGAAGGGAUGGGAUUAGGAGUUGGAGAUGAAGGUAGGGGGAGGGAAGGCGAGGAGGGACGAGGCACAGCAGUUGGGGAGAGGUCAGGCGGAGCAGGAAGGGGGGAAGGGGGUGAGGGACGGGCGGAGCUGCAUGUUUUGGUGCUGCGGCUGCUUAAGCGUUUCGCUCAGCUAAGCGACGAGUGCAGGAGGGCUCUGGAGGUGCUUUGCCCGGAGGAGUUUGAUAAGGGGAAGGGGAAGGCAGUGGUUGCAGGGGGUGGGGGGGGAGCUGGGGAAGCGGGGGAGGCAGCGGCAGCAAGGGCAGGAGGAGCAGGAGGAGCAGGGGGAGCAGGUGUGGGGGGUGAGGGCGGUGUGGGAGUAGGGGGCAGUGAGACAGAGGUUGGAGAGAGUGGGAGGGGAAGUGGUGGUGGUGGCGGGGGUGGUGAGGAGAAGGGAGAGGGCGGGACGUUGAGUGAAGCCGAUGCAAAGAAGGCGUUUGCUCGGGCGAGGCAGCAAGCGCUGCUGGUGCUGCUCUAUUGCCUGUCAGGUGCUGCUCUGUUGCCUGUCAGGUGCUGCUCUGUUGCCUGCCAGGUGCUGCUCUGUUGCCUCCCAGGUGCUGCUCUGUUGCCUCCCAGGUGCUGCUCUAUUGCCUGUCAGGUGCUGCUCUGUUGCCUCCCAGGUGCUGCUCUAUUGCCUGUCAGGUGCUGUUCUGUUUCCUCCCAGGUGCUGCUCUCUGUUGCUCUUGACCGCCCCUCCCCCACUUGGCAGCACGGUGCUCGUGCCCCUGCUGUCCCUGCUGCCCUUGCUGCCCCCACUGCCCCUGCUGAUCUUGCUACCCCGCCUACUGCCACCCACACUGCUGGUGUUGGUGUAACUGGUGCAGGGGGGACUGGGGCAGGUGCGACUGGGGCAGGGGCCACUGGAGGGCAGCAGCAACAGGGGUUGGGGCAAGCGGUGAUUGUGCUGGGGGGAGCACGUGCAGCUGCUGCAGCUGGUGCCGCUGGUGGGGCGACGGCAGCAAGAGUGGGGACGGGGACAGGGGCAGGGGCAGGGCCAGGGGGGGUCGGCGCAGGGAUAGGCACAGCUGCUGCUGCAGCAGCAACAGGAACAAUGACAAACGGAGCAGCAGGAGAAGCUACGACAAACGGAGCAGCAGGAACAGCAGGAACAGCAGGAGCAGCAGGAGCAGCAGGAGCAGCAGGAACAGCAGGAGCAACAGGAGCAGCAGGAACAGCAGGAGCAGCAGGAACAGCAGGAGCAGCAGGAGCAGCAGGAGCAGCAACAACCACAGGGACGUGGGUGCAAGCUACAGAAUUCCUAGACUGGAUCAGAGCGACCCUGCGCGAGGGGGGAGGUGGCCCUGUGACUGUACAGGGGCCGCGGGGCGAGUGGCAGGUGGACGGGGAAGAUUUGAUGGACAUUCUGCAGCAGGAACUACAGGGGGAGGUGCGAUUCACCACCACUAUAGUCACAGGGGACGGGUGGGCGGGCGGGGUGGGGGAUGUGACGGGUGGGGGAGUGGGAGGGGGUGGGGAUGGGUUGGGAGUGGGGUUGGGGCCUGGUGGGGUGGGGGGAACGGGCAGGGGGGAGAGGGGAGGAGGGGGUGCGGAAGGGGCGGUCGCAGGAGAGGGCGGGGGAGGGCACGGGGGGAGGGACGAAGGGGGCACUGAGGGGCGAGGAAGGGAAGGAGGGGAAAUAGGGGUGGGGGCGAGCGAGGAGGAGACGAGAGAAGAAGAGGAAGAGGAAGGGGAAGAGGAGGAAGAGGAGGAAGAGGGGGAGGAGGAAGAGGAGGAAGAGGGAGAGGAAGGGGGGGAGGAGGAGGGGGAGGAUGAGAUGAUGGACGGGCAGGGGUUGCUGCUGCUGGGGGAGGAAGAGAUGGGAGAGGCGGGGGUGGAAAUGUUCUCAGAUACUGAUGAUGAUGAAGGUGAUGCUGAUGGUGAUGUUGCGGAUGGGGAUGAUGGGAAUGGUGUGGAGGAGGGUGGUGCUGGUGCUGGUGGGGAUGGCGAUGGGGAUGAGUUGAUGCUAGAUGCUGCGAGUCAGGGGUUGGAAGAGGAUGGGGAUGAGGGGCAGCAAGAGGGGGGACCAGGGGAGCAGCAAAUGGGGCAGGCCCAAGGGGUGACGGGGGCAGCAGCAGCAGUGGAGCAAGCUGGUGCAGCAGCAGCAGGGGCAGAAGCAGCAGCAGCAGCAGUGGAGCAGGCAGGUGCAGGUGGCACGGGCGCUCAUGGUGUAACCAUAGUGCCGCCCGUUGCUGCAGUACCGCCCGUUGCCACACUGCCGGCUGCUACAGGCACAGCGGCUCCUGGAACCACAGCAGGAGCAGCCACCGAACUAACUGGGGGAGGGCAAGGGGCUGGGGGGGAAGCGCGAGCAGGGGCAGGGGGAGGAGCGGGGGGGGCGCGUGCAGGGACAGGGGGAGGAGCAGGGGGAGCGCGUGCAGGGGCAGGGGGGGCACGAGCAGGGGAAGGGGGAGCUGGCGCAGCCAGGGGGAGGUUGGAUGCAGUGCAGGCUGCAGCGGGGGAGGUGUUUCGCGGGUUCUGGAUGAACAUUCCCCCCAUCAGGCGCACUGCCAGGCUGAGGCGGAGGGGCAUCUCGGGGAGGGCGGAUCUGUGUGAAGGGGUGUGGGCAUGUGAUACAUCAUUCGUGCAUGGACCAGUAUUUCUCAAGUCUCUACCAGAGGUGAGUGUGGCGCUGCUAGUGGUGAGUAGGUAUCUGAGUGGUUCUUUCUAUGAAGGCUCGUCUGUAGUGGACCCUGAAGCGGGCGAGUUCCUGUGCCCCGUGUGCCGCCGUCUCGCCAACGCCACGCUCCCUCUGCUCCCAUCUCGCUCCCCGCCUCUGCCCUCCCCACCCAUUCCCUCGCAUCCCCUCCCAACUCCUCUGCCCUCUUCUCCUCUCCCUGGGGCUCCCCCCUCCACCCCCCUUGCCGCACCUGCUGAGACCCAAGGACGGGCACAAGAAGCAGUGCAGAUUGGAGCAGCAACAGCAGGAGAAGGGUUUGUAGCAGCAGGAGAAGCAGCAGCAGCAGCAGUGCCGAGAGUAGCAGCAGGAGAGACCGGAAUGCUUGGUUCAGAAGACACGUCAAGUGGUGCGUCUGGUUUGGCUGGUGUAGUGUGGAGAAUAAGAGAGGCGGAGAGCAGGGAGGCUAUAGAGGCCACAGCCAUGCGCAUCUGCCAGGUGGCGCGCUCCGAUUCGUCGAGAUUCCGCCACGUGGCGCUUGGCCGUGAGCUACAAGGCCUGCUGAUCUGGCAGAGUCUGGAAUACACCGCUGCCUGCGCUGAGCUGGCAGGGCGAGGGGCGCCACCUGGCUGUCCAGCUGGCAGGGUUGACACGUCAGCACAGUUCUGGGGGCUGGGGGAGACGGCUUCGGCUAGGAUGAGGACAGGUGGCACAAUGUGGUUGGCUACUGCUGAGGCGAGAGUCGCGGCAUUGGCUGCUUGUGCGGAGGAGGAAGGGUGGAAGGGGGAGUGGAUGGAGGGAAGAGCAGAGGGAGAGGGGAGCGGGUGUGAGGGAGCAAGCAUGAGGGGGCAAGAGAGAGGUGGGUCCAGCAGUGGAAUGCAAAUAGGGAGUUCAAGAGGCAUGGGGGUGGGAGGGGAUGCCAGCAGUAGUGGUCAAGAGAGGAGUGAGGAAGGUGGAGGGAACAGCAUAGGAAGAGAGGUGAGCGGUGGUGAGGAGAGGAGCAGUGGUGGUGAAGGGGAGAGCAGCAGUGAUACUAUGGAGGAGGAGAGGAGGUAUCAGGAGUUGAGGAGGCAGCUUAUAGAGAAGAUGCAGGGGAGGGCGCAAGGGGGGGCGAAAGGGGGGGCGCACGGGGGAGCCCAAGGGGGGAGGAAGAGGAAGGCGGAGGGCACAGUGGGGGCACUGGCACGGCUGGCAGUGGCGCAGGCAUCUCACAGCACACACGCUGUCAUGCUCAGGACACGUGGCAUGUUGCUAUUGGUGGACAGCUUGGCCCCUGGGACACCGUUGGAAGCAGCACAAUCCGCACCUCUUGUUGCAGCCGUCCCUUCAUCUGGUUCUCCCCAUCCCUCCCACCCCUCCCAUCCCUCCUCCUCCUCUGCUUCCACGUCCACCUCCCCACCUCCCUCUCUCCCCUCCUCCCUCACCACCGCCCCAUCCCCAUCCUCUCCCCCGGAGGAAAACGCCUUUCUCCGCCUCCUCGCCUCCCCCGCUCUCGUCCGUGACCCGUUCCUCUCCCUCUCCCGCCUCCUCUACUGCCUCCUCCCACUCCCCCUCCCCCACCUCGCCUCACCUUCCCACCCAUCUCAACACACAGCUUCAGGUUUGUUGGAGCAUAAAGUAAGCGGAGAGGAGGGCACGGCGGGUGUGGUGAGGGAUGCAGUGCAUCUGGCAUACACAGCAGCGGUGGCUCAAUCCCUGCUGCUCCUCGCCCCUGCUGCCAUCCGCCUGGGCUUGCUUCCAGCAUCCGCAAGCCCUUCUGGCGUUCCCGAGCCUACCCCUGCCGAGCCUGCUGGUGCCGGGCCUGCCCUGCCGCCAUUCCUCUCAUCUCUGCUCACCUCCAUGCUGCAAGCGCUCGCACCGGCUUCCCAAACUGCUGCUGUUGCUGCACUCGCAACACUAGCAACACCUUCGCUCGCCACAUCUCCCUCUCCCUCCACCUCCUCCCCCUCCACCUCUCCCUCCUCCCCCUCGUCACCUCUCCUCCCCGACCUGCUCCUCCAGCAGACCUCAUUCCUAGAAGCCGUGCGUCGCCUCUCCCUGCCCUUCCUGCGCCGCUCUGCCCUCCUCCUGCACCUCCUCUCCCGCAACGUCCUCCCUCUGCUGCUCAUGCCCUCCGCGCCUCCCUUGCUCUUCCCCUCCCAACCGUCAGCCAUCCCCUCCCACCCCUCAGUGUUGGCACAGCAGGAGGUGGCGGAAGCAGCAGUGUGGGAGCGGGAGUUCCAGCUGCCUCCGCUCUCUGUGCUUCUCUCUGACCCUGCUGCUGUGCACCUCAUACUCUACUGGUGCCACCACGCUGCUGCUGCUUCUGCUGCUGCUGCUGCUGCUUCUGCUGCUAAUGCUGCGACCGCUGCUAGGCCAGGCUCGUCACCUGCUGCUCCUGCAGCAGCACUGGCAGAAGUAGCAGCAGCAGCAGCAGCAGCAGCACCGGCAGCUGCAACGGCGGCAGCAGCAGCGACUGCAGUUAUCUCUCCCUUGUCGUUGCACCAGCCAUCGCUCGCCUUGCCCUUCCGCCUCGUCUCCCUCCCCCACCGAUACCUCGACUUCUUCCAACGCUACGUGAAUGAGCCGUGUGCAUCGUGCCCGCUGGUGCCUUUUGAGGCGCCUUCAAUGUCUCCUUCCUCUCCUCCUUUCCCCCCACCUUGUCCCCCCCUCUCCCACAGCUACGUGAAUGAGCCGUGUGCAUCGUGCCCGCUGGUGCCUUUUGAGGCGCCUUCAAUGUCUCCUUCCUCUCCUCCUUUCCCCCCACCUUGUCCCCCCCUCUCCCACAGCUACGUGAAUGAGCCGUGUGCAUCGUGCCCGCUGGUGCCUUUUGAGGCGCCUUCAAUGUCUCCUUCCUCUCCUCCUUUCCCCCCACCUUGUCCCCCCCUCUCCCACAGCUACGUGAAUGAGCCGUGUGCAUCGUGCCCGCUGGUGCCUUUUGAGGCGCCUUCAAUGUCUCCUUCCUCUCCUCCUUUCCCCCCACCUUGUCCCCCCCUCUCCCACAGCUACGUGAAUGAGCCGUGUGCAUCGUGCCCGCUGGUGCCUUUUGAGGCGCCUUCAAUGUCUCCUUCCUCUCCUCCUUUCCCCCCACCUUGUCCCCCCCUCUCCCACAGCUACGUGAAUGAGCCGUGUGCAUCGUGCCCGCUGGUGCCUUUUGAGGCGCCUUCAAUGUCUCCUUCCUCUCCUCCUUUCCCCCCACCUUGUCCCCCCCUCUCCCACAGCUACGUGAAUGAGCCGUGUGCAUCGUGCCCGCUGGUGCCUUUUGAGGCGCCUUCAAUGUCUCCUUCCUCUCCUCCUUCCCCCCCACCUUGUCCCCCCCUCUCCCACAGCUACUUGGUGCCAGAGCAGCCACCCAACUGCCUGCUCUCUGCUGCGCUGCUCUGCGUAUCCCCCACGUGGGUGGCUCGCACUGCCCCACGUGGGUGGCUCGCACUGCCCCACGUGGGUGGCUCGCACUGCCCCACGUGGGUGGCUCGCACUGCCCCACGUGGGUGGCUCGCACUGCCCCACGUGGGUGGCUCGCACUGCCCCACGUGGGUGGCUCGCACUGCCCCACGUGGGUGGCUCGCACUGCCCCACGUGGGUGGCUCGCACUGCCCCACGUGGGUGGCUCGCACUGCCCCACGUGGGUGGCUCGCACUGCUCCACGUGGGUGGCUCGCACUGCCCCACGUGGGUGGCUCGCACUGCCCCACGUGGGUGGCUCGCACUGCCCCACGUGGGUGGCUCGCACUGCCCCACGUGGGUGGCUCGCACUGCCCCACGUGGGUGGCUCGCACUGCCCCACGUGGGUGGCUCGCACUGCCCCACGGGUGGCUCGCACUGCCCCACGUGGGUGGCUCGCACUGCCCCACGUGGGUGGCUCGCACUGCCCCACGUGGGUGGCUCGCACUGCCCCACGUGGGUGGCUCGCACUGCCCCACGUGGGUGGCUCGCACUGCCCCACGUGGGUGGCUCGCACUGCCCCACGUGGGUGGCUCGCACUGCCCCACGUGGGUGGCUCGCACUGCCCCACGUGGGUGGCUCGCACUGCCCCACGUGGGUGGCUCGCACUGCCCCACGCCACCAGUCUCCUCUCACUCUUCACAUCCAAUGCUUCAAAAUAUUAACCCACCCCCCCUUGCCUCCAGCCCGCCCCUGCUUGCUCCCAGCCUGGCUUCCCGUUGAUCCCUCGCUUCUCCCACCGCCUUAG
This is a messenger RNA of Closterium sp. Naga37s-1, 7614 nucleotides long. Lineage: Eukaryota; Viridiplantae; Streptophyta; Zygnematophyceae; Desmidiales; Closteriaceae. The record is from the annotation of a GenBank genome assembly.